Messenger RNA from Lingula anatina, 2417 nucleotides. Its product is annotated as T-cell activation inhibitor, mitochondrial. Lineage: Eukaryota; Metazoa; Brachiopoda; Lingulata; Lingulida; Lingulidae. The record is from RefSeq and is a predicted model, not a curated record. Gene Ontology annotation, cellular component: mitochondrion.
CCGAAAAGUGUGUUGUGUUUAAACACGAGAGAGAAGACAGCGUUUCUCUGCUGCUAAAAACGAGAUGUAAGCGUCUCUUUCCUGUCUGAUGUAGCUAUGUUGAUGGUGCUCCGCCAUGCCAUCUGGUCAAGAAUCGGUCUUGUCAAGAGGGGAGCAGAUGCUUUCUGCAGGAGCUUUCCGACUCCAUCAUUUGGAGUUAAUAUUACUGUUGCUGCAGGAAUCAGAUGUGGUCAUCGCAGUUUCUUGACAGCUGGUGAAGCAGCCAUAGCACUGAGGCCAUUUUAUUUUGUGGUGCACCCGGACCUGUUUGGGCAACAUCCAAGAGAAAGGGCAGUGAAUGAAGAGUCUCUGAAGCAGCUCAGGGAAUUGUUGGACAACAUUCAGAUUGGACAGACGUUCCAGCCUAGGAGAAUUACUUUCUAUGUCAGAGAAGGGAAGAAAGGAAGCAAUUCUGCCAAUGCAGGUUUCAGGAUGGUGACCACGCCAUUACUGAGCAAUGAUAUGUAUAAGACGGUAGAGAGCGUACUGCAAACAUGUCAGCUGCCAUUAGACUUCUUACACCAGAUCAAGGACAGAAGGUCAAAGGUCAGACAAGACAAGCCGGCUCAGAGUCAGUACACAUCCAGAGAUUAUAGCAAUGAGUUCUUACGGAUGUAUGGGCCAGAUAACCCCAACAGUGCGUACUUCAGAAAAAUGAAGAUGAACCUUUCUCUCAGAAGUUGGCUGAGGGCCAAUGUAUUAAAAGCACAGAGCAACCAGCAGUUACAUGAUGCAAUGAAGAAGUAUAACGCAGAGAUAUGUGCUGCCCUCUGUGAAGAGUUUGGAUUGGCUGAUGUCCAGUGGAAUUGUAUUUGGAGCGAUCGUUUUCUGAAGGGUUGCAUCGUCAGCUUUAGAAGAAUGUGUGAAAGAAAUGUUCAUAUUCGUAAUAAUUUAAAAGGUCACGUGCUGGUGUUUGCGGAGGCCACGGGGAUGUGCGUGGAAGGUCAUGUGAUCCUAGACGCCAGAGACGUCCCCAAUGAUUGGAUACACCUUCUCUCCUCUCUCAGUGAGUACAAAGAAGGAUUUGAAAAAAAUGUCCGGAUAGCAGAAGAGAAGCUGAGCAAGCUGUUACACGGACUGAGAGUUCUACCUCGUCAUAAAGGUGCUACACGUAUAGUAUUAGUCCAUGAGUAUUACAACAGGGUCAUGAUGUUAGAGGAGAUGCUGAGACAGUAUAAAACAGAGAUCGGAGUCAAGGAACUUCUGUCUGAAGAAAUGGGUGAUUUAGAUAUGGUGCUGGAAGGGUUGUCAGGCUCUCUGUCCGUGUCCACUACGGGGUCAUUCGUGGUGCCAAUGGGGGUCAGUCCGGAACGUUUGCUGACCUUCCUGAGAGACAAGACUGGAGUGGCCAGACAGACCAAGGCAACUCACCAGAGGCUCAGGGAAAAGGAAGAAUCUUUAAUCGCGAAGUGUCAGAGAGAGUUCCAGUUGGCCAGUCUAGUGAAGGACAUCAGUGUGUCUUCUGAGCAGAUGGUGGUGUGUUGCGAGGCCUUGUUACGAGAGCCGAGGGAAAUUAACCGACCGUUGCCUGGUGGUCACAUACAGGUGUCGCAGUAUUACGACGUGAACUACGAAGGAGAGCUAUGUAUUCCGUGGAACUGGGCCUCCCUUGGCAAAUGAUGGACUUUCUGGGACUUACAUGCUAUUGUUGAUUAUUGUCAUUUCCAAAUAUUCAAAAAUUGUUUUAGAGAUAUCAGUUGCAGGAUUUUGACACCUUUAGUGGUUGUGGGAUUUUUCCAUCACGCAGGGUUCUGAAUUAGAAAAUAUUAAUACCAUAUAAAAUAGGUUAAAUUUACUUCACUUCAUUUUCUUUGGCAACCAGAUUUAUAAAAAGUGAUAUUCAGUUCUUGCAAAUUAAUAAUUAUUUUGCUGGUUGUGUACUUCUGAACAAUUUGACAGGUAAUUAAUUAAAGAAUAUUGACAUGGGUAAAGUCGUACAAACUGAAAAUCAAAGCUUGCAAUUUCUUAGUGCUUUUAGACCAUAGGAAACAAAAAGAAGAAAAUGAAAACUGAAAAUUCUGAAAUCGGGCACAAUCCUGAAACCUUUUCAUCCGUGUAUUGAAGACCAUGACAAUCCCUUUUACUUCUGCAAUUUUGAACGAAAAUUGGUUGCAAAAUGGCAAACUUUUUUUUAUUGAGCUCGAGUCAAUACCCGUUUGUGGCCCAUGUCAUUUUAUUACAUAUGUCGGUAUGCAGUUGAUGUUAUGAUGACAUAUGCCCCAUCUGACUGUUUUUAUUAUGCAAUUCUUAUAAAUAGAAAUAAGAUGUGUCCAUUCUUAUUAUAAUAUAUGUGUGAUGUACCAGUUACUUAGUUUAACUAGAGCCAAGGGGUUCUAGGAGUGUCCGGCCAGUUGCUAAAAUGCCUGUUAGCAUGUGCA